Paraglomus occultum is the source of this 1152-nucleotide messenger RNA. The record is from the annotation of a GenBank genome assembly. Lineage: Eukaryota; Fungi; Glomeromycota; Glomeromycetes; Paraglomerales; Paraglomeraceae.
AUGGCUCUGGUCAACGGUUUUGCCUUGACCUGUAAGAAUAUGACCGACUCGGACACCGGCAAAGUCAAAGAGAGAUGCGCCUGCGAUUUUAGAAUCAAUAUAUUUGGAUGUCCAGAGUCAAACGCGUUGAUCAUCUUGUAUUACGUAUUGCUUGUUGUAACUAUAAUUCACGGCAUCGUCAGUGGAUACUUUUUGUAUCACGGAGUGGUCAGACGACGGAUGAACGUGUUCUUCCCGCCUACCAGAGACAGAGGAGUAUUAAGACCGAAGCCGCAAGACGCAUUCCAUAUCAUGGUCGUCAUAUUUUCGAUUAUGCAGAUAGGGUACAUAUCCGUGUUGCUAUCCAACGGAUGGGCGAACACCCGAGGAGCCGAGCUUGGUCAUAAUUUGCCACGUGUGGUAGCAUUCGGAUUAGCCGGGAUGCUACCCAUCAGCAUAGCCUAUUCGACCCCAGCAACAUCUAACGAGACGAGCUUAUGGGCACCAAGUAAAACCAUCCUUGAUGUGCUUGGAUUCUUCCAGAUAAUUGGCCCGGCACUCACCCAACUUCCUCUCUCGUGGACUACGGGAACGUUUGCUGACAAAGGCGAUGUGCUAAACGCUCGAAGGUUUUUCGAAAUCCAAUAUAUGGUGGUAGGGAUUUGGUCCGGAUUGUAUACGGGUAUAGUUUGGAUAGUGUGGUACAAUCUAAAAAAGAUCUUGAACGAGCAUCACCAGAUUUUGAGGGAGCGAGUGAUCUCCGAUAACAAAUGGAAACUGAUGAUGCUAAAAAGAGUUGAAGGAAAGUUGACAACAGUAUCCAUGGCCUUUACCCAAAUUAGUUUCGUCUAUAUCUUUGCAUCGUUCAUAGGCGAAUUUUUCCACGAAAACUUGAUAUUUAUUCGUGCCGUCUAUUUCUUGUGCUUUGCUGUAUGGAAUUUUACCAUGCCAGUAGCAUUUGCCAUCACACAAGGUGUCUUCAUUUACUGUAUACUCAGGCCAGUACCAAAAUUACCGACUCAUAUCAGUUCUUCGUUCAGACCAAUGGCAGCCGAAUGUUGGUUGCAGCUAGCAAUUAUACAGUGGAGAAUUUGGAAAGACGCCAGGUGGGACGAAGGGACAUCAAGUGAAGGCGAACAAUGUGUUAAUGAAAAAGAACAGUCUGAUGGAUAA